CUCAAAACUCCAAAACAAUUCCCAUCUGAUUAUUGGUGGCAAACUCCCAAAUAUUCAAUUCUGUGACAGCCAACCCUACGAAAGUCGAGGUUCGACGGUAGAUGGAUCCAUACUCAAAUAACAGAUUUCCAGAGGCAGGUGUUUGAAGAUGGCCAGCAAGCAAGGGUACAGCUGCUUUUCAGAUAGCUCUGUGGAUGUUCCAUCUUCCAGCCCUGAAGGCACUCUGACUCUUAGUCCUCACAGCCCAGGGCUGUGCCUCAUCUCCCCUCCCACUGCAGAGUCCCACUGGCUGAGCAAUGCAACACCACAGCCUGAGUCACCAUCUGAAGUGAACAUCACUUUGGAGGAGCUUCUGGCACCCAUUACCGAAAAGCUCAAGUAUUUGUUGAAGAAAGCUGAAGACUUCCAGACAUACCUACUGUACAGCAGAGACAGAAUGCAGAAGGAGCAAUUUGCCAAAGCUAUGCCCACAUUUCUACAGAUGUGCCAGCCCUACUUCCACUAUCUGGAGUCUACAGCACGCAGCUGCACACCUUAUUUAAGACCGCCACAGGAACAAGUGCGCAGGCGGCUCCUGGAGAUCUCUCAGCAGUUGGUUUGCCAGCUCGAGCAACUGGUGCUGAUGUAUGCUUCCUUCAGCUUUGUGUCUCUGGAAGACACAGACCCAUUCAGUGUUUCAUGUUUCUUCUGUGGAAAGUUUUGGCUGAAUGAGGCACGGCAGGUUUCCAUCUUCCGAUAUUGUAUCUCAGCACCCUACACAGCUGCACACAUUCCCCACAACUUAUACAAGAAGAUGCGCUGGAAUCUUGACAUCUUGGAAGGGGCUCCUGGCCGGAAUCAAACACCCCGGUCAGAAUACUACUUCCUGUGCUUCCGUGAUACAGGAGAUGAUACCACUGUGAAGAUGCAGAAGCUCUGGUCCAUUGGACGCUGGGUGCCUGUUGAUCCUGACAGUGAGCAUAGCUCUGAUGUGCUCUCUUGGGUGUUGUGUCACCAGCCCAUGGGGGAUUACCAGCAGCUUUUGACAAUUGGAUUUGAAGAACCCUCCCACACCUUAGCUACAGACCUCUUGGUGCAGAUGCUAAAUGCUCAGAGUUCUGGCCUGCUUCAUCGUGAGUCUUCCUGCUGGGUGAGCCCCAGGGAACAAGUGCAGUAAAUAUGUGCCACUUCAUGGUGUGCUGCAGAACACAACUCGUGUUUUCUAGCACUGCCAGCAUCACAUCAGCAGGAACACUAUGCUAGAAGUGGUAUCUUCACAUCAGUAAAAGGAGUCAAUGAUUGUGCUUUGUUUUAUACAUAAGUUCAUUUAAGAUUUUGACAACUUUAUGAAGAAGUAGGAAAAAGCUUGACCACCCCUCCUUCCAUGAGCAUCACAGCCUGCACUACUUUCAACAGAGACUUGCAUUAUAUUUUUAAAGAAGAAGAAUCUAUGUUGAUGGUCACUGCUGGUGGUCCUGUAGGCUUCCUCUACCAGAACACUACACUCUUUAUGAUAAACCAUAUUACGGAAUAUCAGGGCUCUUACAAGGUGCAGUAAGAAAGAGUUGGCAGUCACAUUUUUCUUCUUACAUCAAGAAACCCUUUAUCAUGGUCCUGCACUGGACACAGUAUAAGUCAUCUCAUCUAAUUAACUUUCUGACCAUUUCCUUUGAGUUUAUAUAUAGCUUGUUCUCCUUUCUUGAUUUUCCUCUGGGCCCUACUCACCUGGCUAUAGCUGGUAGAGCAAAGACAUUAAAGGAAUUAACAGAGAAUAUUCA
Varanus komodoensis (Komodo dragon) is the source of this 1757-nucleotide messenger RNA. RefSeq names its product chromosome unknown C19orf67 homolog (gene CUNH19orf67). The transcript is spliced from 7 exons. Bases 149 to 1156 code for a protein of 335 amino acids. The record is from RefSeq and is a predicted model, not a curated record. NCBI's taxonomy places the organism in Eukaryota, Metazoa, Chordata, Lepidosauria, Squamata, Varanidae.